ACAACUCAACGCCUACUACUUUGCUUUCGUCGUGGCGUAAAUUUGAAACGUCCCAUUUUACGUUCCCUUUUCAUGUGCCUUUCUUUCUUUUCUGCAUAACUAUAUAAUCAUGGCUGCUCGCAUUCAACGUAGUCUCGUGCUCGCUCCAACCAUAAUUCAGCAAGGUCCAUUAAUUGCGGCUAUGCGGAGGAUGGGCGUGGACUUCGGAACUUGCAAGCCGUUCCCACGACUUGAAGGGAGCGCCAUCACCCUGGAUCGCUUGAACAAUGCCCUUCCGCCAUCUACACGACUUGGGAUCGUCGUCUAUGAUGAUAUCCAAACGGCUACCAUCCUCUAUCGAAAUACUCAGCAUGGCGGCCCUGGUAGCGUUGGAAAAUGGUCGGCCUACAAGGUUGCAGACAACGGCCUUGUACCUGUCGAUGUUGCUUCAGCACUCCUGCCGGAACGCUUCUUCAGCCAAGUUGUUGUGACCAUGAAAACCGCCGCCGGUGACAGCGUCGAUCCGGCAUCCGUGGAGGAGAUGCUGGCUCGCUUGUGGGCGACGCCCAUUCUAGAUUUCGCUUGGCCAAUCGCUUGCCUUCCAGGUGCCACGUUCAGCCUGGAUGGGCGCACCAACCUUGUCUGGAACUCCAGCUUGCGCUUGCCCGAGCAAGCCAAGACGUUUGUGUACGCUCGCAUUGACGACCUGGGUCGACAGGCGUUCUACGUUGCCGGCACUUCCCUGUUCGGUGACGUCCGCGUGCUGUCCGUCCCCCAAGAGGACAUCGAACCCCUUGUCAGCAUCAGACGUGGCGGUGGCUUCACGCGGUGGCUUCCCGGCCUCGCUAUUGUUGACACAUCCGCAAGUACCGCAGUCAUGCCCCACGUUGCUGACGUCGCCAACCUCGCCAGCGCUGUAUCGCAGUCCCGCCACGCUUUCGUGCCUACCAUUAACGUCCGGUAUCGCGUAAUGCCAAACGCCGAUACCUACUACCGAAUGGUCUGUGAACGGGUAUCUUCUGAACCGACCAAGUCGCUACCGCGGGGCAUUCCCGUUCCUUCUACGGAUCCGCAAACCAGGCGAGACUACCCGCCGGCGGCACAACCUGAACCGCACAGAACGACGCUUGCUGAAAGGCCCACACGAGACCAACUGGAAGCAACCGUCCCUCUGCUGCACCUCACGCAGCCGCUUCUCAACAACAUAAUAACGUCUGCUCGUGAGGCAAUCGUCGAGAACGACGCACGGCAGGCCACCAUCUUCGACGCGCGGUCUCGCAAGGAGUGGAGUGCAUUGUGCGCCGCCCGCAGACGGCCAUUGCCGCCCGUCCUUGCGACCGUGCGAUACAACGGUCGCCAGCUUCCUGAUGUCCUCUUACCGAUGAACGCCCUGGGCGUUGCGCUAUCCAUGACAACAUCCGCCGGCAGACGCGUUUGCUGGUCCCAGGACGAGAUAGCGGGUUGGAGCCCUGGCGGUGCGCACGUUGACGCCUGGCUAGGCGGCUGCUUGGAGCCGGGUAUGAUUCUCGAAACGCUGUGCUUCCCCAGCUCCUCGCAGCAGCCUGCACGCCGAGCAGCUGGUGUCGUUGUCUCCAUUCCGCCCGACAUCCCUAUCAGCGUCUUGUGCUUUUGCGACAACUGUGCAUCGAACAGCGACCUCACGGGUCGCAUUGUGAAUCUUUCGACAUUCGAGCAACACGGCUGCGCCCAUCCAGCAGGCAGCAACGCAUGCCGCUGUAGCAGUGUCCCUGGGUGCGUGCGUGCUCUAGUUCGUAUGGAGGAUGCACCUCCGAUGUGGCGGCCUCUAUGGCGUUGGGCGCGUAUCGAGCAGAUCUCCUGUGCCGACCAUGCCGUUGAGCCUCGGCUGGACUGGAACUGCUUAUGGACCAGCGCCAAGCCGCCCGACACGUCGCAACUACAACUCACUGACACGCCACCGCCGCCUGGCUGGAACGGUCGAGGCUAUCCGUCCGAGGCACCCGGUGCUUGGUAUCCGUAGAGUUACAAGUGCCACUCGAUUGUCUCGCAUAAUUUGGCACGUCGCUUGGGUUGGUUCACGUGAUUGGUUGGUGCACGUUGGUAUGCCGUCGGGGAUAUGCCGUAUGGAGGUAGGCGCGAAAAGGGUGGAGAAGAAAAAUGCUAGGAGAGAGAACAACGGACGCAGGAGGAGUGGAGACAAAUAGAAGAGGGCCGGGAAAUAAGGAAAGGAAACACCUGCAAAUGGAAGAGCAUGGUUUGGGAGGGGGGGCUACAAGUUGGUUCAUGCUAUUCAGGGCGAGCAGGGUGUCAUACCCAUGCCGUAAAAUAUGGAAGACUGAACGCCUCUUGGCAACAUGCCGUUUUCGAAAGGCCUCUUGGCAACAAAUAGUGAACGGCAGCGUAUACUGUACGGAUGUGUGUCAUGUUUUUUUGACAUGGCGCCUGACAUGCAUGAAUGAUGCUUUGAACGGUUAACCGCCUGCAUUUCUACGCCAUCCGGUCCAAUGCAUACGCUAUCUGCACAUUUCUUAUAUAGUAACCAUCGAACUGCGAGUGGCUCAUUUGAUCGAUUAUGGUUCAGUUGACAAUACUGCGCGAGGGAGGUGAAGAGGGCCGUCCAAAACCGCGCCCUAACCCAUGCCGUACAGUACACCCAUGUGAGACGAUGCUACUCAGAUGCCGCCAGAGCGAUCUUAGCGAUCGUUCGAAUAACGAAGGAGCGGCACGGGGCAUGGGGAACUUGAAGGGAGGUGGGAGCCCAUUCAUUUGGUCAGUCGCAACAGCGUAGUGUCCGAGGCUCAUUGUUCUCAUGUCGGACGCCUUGGCUUCAGUUUGCACUGCCGGUGCAUAUUGCUUGUCACUGCAAUUAACACAACGGGUAACAACAUACCACUUACAGCAUAACCAACACCAUUACACGGUACUAACAAUCAAAAAUUCAUACUUUCGCUAUACUUCUACAUUGUCUGCGAUGCACUGCGCUUUAUUCAACGCCAUGGAUUGUCUGCGAUGCACUGCGCUUUAUAUACCCGCGUAGGUAAUUCCAACUCAGUACUUCGUCCCUUCACACAUUACUCUUCAUUUCUUCCAUGUUCUAUGUAGUUUGACAACGUGUAUUCACCGUUAACUUUCUGUGACAAGCAUUGCAGCUCGCGCUAUUCGCGCGCUUAUCCUUCCGAAGCCAACUCAUCCCGACAGCAUGCCGAGACCAUCACAUGACAACAUGUACGACACCCAGUCAUGUCGGUACCUUACUUCCUAUAAAUAUCACCACCGCUUUAAUUGUUUACUAGCAUUCUAUUUUUCCAGCCGCUUCACACUACCAUAAUACCGCCACGUCAUUAAACCUUGCUCAUUGUCUGGUUCGUAUCGUUACUGCCCGCAAUGUCGCCCAAGACGCCACCUGCUGGCAAAAGACCACUAGACACCGCCACCGAUACCAAUACUCCGUCAAGCGGCAAGCGCCCUGCCAACACUGACUCCACCAGGAUAUCCGCUGCAUCCAGCAGUGCCUCAGGCUGCUCUCCUGCUCAACCAACGGCUCUGGAAUUCCAGGCAACUGCCAUGUUUGGACCGCAGCCGAGCCCAUUCGAGAAUGGUGUACGCGACAACAUCAGCGUCCUCAUGGGCCCCAUCGUUCCGAAGGACGACGAAGGCGAGAUCGCUCUCAAGGUCGCCGUUGUGCUAAUUAGCGACCCCUACCUCAACCGCCUCGUCAACGCGCUGGGCAACAUCGUCACCAUUAACCCUGUCGUCGGCGGCCCUGUGCAGUCCAACAAGGUCCUGGGACGCCUCGCCCAAGUGUCGUCAACGCAGUUCCAUAUCGGCGACGCCGCCCAAGUGACGAUAUCACCCCACACGCGCUUCAUUCCGCUGACAACUCACCGCUUCCGCACACUUGGCGCUAACCCUGCCACCGACUCCGGCAACACUUCCAACGAGGCGCCCAUGUUAGUGUAUCCGUACGGCGCCCUGACGGAAUACUCCGGACGCGACGAGCGGUUCAAGAAGCUGGACGCCAUGGUAGCCACCGGAGAUCCCAACGACCCCAACCCCGUAAAGAUGGCCAUUAAGUCACGGGCGUCUGCUCUCACUCCCUCCAUGGCCCGCCUACUGGACCACGCUGCGGCGACGGGACAGGCGCUGUACAUCAACGGCUACUUUGACCGCAAGAACGAGGCCUUCGACGGCACUGUCUGGACCAACUCCUCCUUCAUCUUCGGUGCCCACCCUACCCGCGCUGUUCGCAAGUUCAUCCUGAAGGCCAUCGCCAAGAUCAACGGCGGCGCCGACGCAAGCGGUGUCAACUGGAUGAACCGACUGGCACAGGAGUGGGAAGGUGACGCGGAGAGCACUCGGCCGCAGGACGGACUCAUUCGCAACGCCGUUCUCCAGCCGCUCCAGGUCAAGCCGUCCCUGACCGGCCACACCGAGCACGUUCUGCCGAUGGCCCUCACGCACGACGACCACCACUACGCCGUGUACGCCAACACCCUCGACGUCGUUCAGCACGUACCCGGAUACCUGGAGGAGUUCGGCACGGUCGAGAUUGCCACCGUCAACCUGCCCAACAUCAUCAACUUCCUCCAGGAGCCCUUCGAGAUGCACGCCGACGUCGAGGUGCUGACAACCGAACGAUUCACCCGCAUCACCCGCUUGGUACCCCGCGCCUGAAAUGACACGCCACCCAUGCAGUGUCAUGCGUUUGGGUAUCACACCUUUGGUCUUGCGUAAUUGAAGUACAGGUUCACUGUACGCACUUAGAAGUUUAUGGCCAUACGCACUGUGCCAUUCGUAUUUGGCCGUGAAUGCUGAUGAAGGGUCCGGUGUCUUCGUACCGUCGCGUCUGUUCGUGUACGUACUACGAUGAGGACUAUUACUCCGCAUACCACGCUAUACGAACAGAGCCAUGCGCAAUGUGCCAGUUGUACUCUGCCAUUCCGUCUAGUAUUGCGCUUGUUGGCGUCAAAGUCUUCUAUGCAUUCCGGUUAUGCGUACAUACAUUGGUACACGAUCUGUGCCAUACGAACAGUGUCACUCACGCUGCGGAGUCGUCCUACUGGGCUUGGUCGUAGUUGUAUGUCAACAACGCCAUAUGUUCCACGUAUGGUGUGCCAGUUGUACUAUGCCAUUCGUGUAGUUAUGCGUUUACGUGCUAUGCACUUCCAAAACCUUAUCGCACACGUUUCAUGUCCUGAACAGUUAAUUUCACUUGUUGUCGACCAAUAACACUAGGAUGUCCAUGGUUGCUGGAGCUAUGACGGUUGCCGGAGCAAACACGUCCACCAAUGACACGGUCAUAACCACACGGUCGUAUCCCUUACAAUACUUUUAACGACCAAUACGUUCGC
This is a messenger RNA of Astrephomene gubernaculifera, 5309 nucleotides long. Lineage: Eukaryota; Viridiplantae; Chlorophyta; Chlorophyceae; Chlamydomonadales; Astrephomenaceae. The record is from the annotation of a GenBank genome assembly.